AUGGCCUCGUCGGGCAUCGUUCGGGGCUCACAACUAGCCCACUUGUACAGUUGUCAGUUCCCCGAGGGCCCCGUCGUGGCUGGCCAGAUAGGCGUAGGUGCCCAGGUCGAUGGCCUCCCCAGUAUUCCGACACAGGUGUGCAAGACGGCAGUGGUUCAAUCACCCAGUAUUGUCUGGCUUGGCAAGACCUUGCUCAUCUGGGUGACAGCACACUGCUCGUCGUUGUUGUGA
Molecule: messenger RNA, 231 nt
Organism: Penicillium diatomitis
Lineage: Eukaryota; Fungi; Ascomycota; Eurotiomycetes; Eurotiales; Aspergillaceae
Exons: 1
Coding region: 1-231 (76 amino acids)
Source: RefSeq, a predicted model, not a curated record